Pteronotus mesoamericanus is the source of this 1473-nucleotide messenger RNA. RefSeq names its product G protein-coupled receptor 135 (gene GPR135). Gene Ontology annotation, biological process: G protein-coupled receptor signaling pathway. The transcript has a single exon. Bases 1 to 1473 code for a protein of 490 amino acids. Gene Ontology annotation, cellular component: plasma membrane; endosome. Gene Ontology annotation, molecular function: G protein-coupled receptor activity. Lineage: Eukaryota; Metazoa; Chordata; Mammalia; Chiroptera; Mormoopidae. The record is from RefSeq and is a predicted model, not a curated record.
AUGGAGCAGCCGCUGCCGCCGGGCCGCCAGCCCGGGUGCACGGCCUUGUCGGACAGCCCACGUUCCGGCGCCCCCUCCCCGGCCGGCACACCUGGCGGGACUUCCUCCGCGGAGACGGCGGCAGCGGUGCUCUCCUUCAGCACCGCAGCUACCGCGGCGGCCGCGGCGCUGGGGAACCAGAGCGACGGGAGCGAGGGCGACAACACUGGCGCCUCGGCCGGAGGCGGCCUCGGCUGGCACGGGGCGGCUGGGGUGGAGGGGAGGCCGCUGCUGUCUCACGGGGGGGCAGUGGCGGCCCAGGCGCUCGUCCUCCUGCUCAUCUUCCUGCUGUCUAGCCUGGGCAACUGCGCGGUGAUGGGAGUGAUAGUGAAACACCGGCAGCUGCGCACCGUCACCAACGCCUUCAUCCUGUCCCUCUCCUUGUCGGACCUGCUAACGGCGCUGCUCUGCCUGCCUGCCGCCUUCCUGGAUCUCUUCACACCGCCCUGGGUCUCGGCGUCCGAACCCGAGGUCGCCGUGGGGCCCUGGCGCGGUUUCUGCGCUGCCAGUCGCUUCUUCAGCUCGUGUUUCGGCAUCGUAUCCACGCUUAGCGUGGCCCUCAUCUCGCUGGACCGCUACUGCGCCAUCGUGCGGCCGCCCCGGGAGAAGAUCGGUCGCCGCCGCGCGCUGCAACUACUGGCUGGCGCCUGGCUGGUGGCCCUGGGCUUCUCCUUGCCCUGGGAGCUGCUCCACGCACCCCAGGAGCCCCCCGCGGCGCAGAGCUUCCACGGCUGCCUGUACCGGACGACCCCGGACCCCGCGCAGCUGGGCGCGGCUUACAGUGUGGGGCUGGUGGUCGCCUGCUACCUGCUGCCUUUCCUGCUCAUGUGCUUCUGCCACUAUCACAUUUGCAAAGCUGUGCGCCUGUCAGACGUGCGCGUGCGGCCCGUGACCACCUACGCACGCGUGCUGCGCUUCUUCAGCGAGGUGCGCACGGCCACCACAGUACUCAUCAUGAUAGUCUUCGUCAUCUGUUGCUGGGGCCCCUACUGCUUCUUGGUGCUCCUGGCUGCUGCCCGUCAGGCCCAGGCCACGCAGGCCCCCUCGCUCCUCAACGUGGUGGCCGUCUGGUUGACCUGGGCCAAUGGAGCCAUCAAUCCUGUCAUCUAUGCCAUUCGCAACCCCAAUAUAUCGAUGUUCCUAGGGCGCAGUCGGGAAGAGGGUUACCGGACUAGGAACGCAGAGGCUUCACUGACCAGCCAGGGCCCGGGCCUGCAGGCCAGAAGGCGUAAUCGCCUUCGAAACCGCUAUGACAAAAGGCUGGGGGUCGGCAGCAGAAUGGUUUCUUCCAAUCCGACCAGCGGCGUGGCUGGGGAUGUGGCCUUGUGGGCUCGCAAAAAUCCAGUUGUACUUUUCUGCCGGGAAUGGCCACCAGAACCUGUGACAGCAUUGGCCAAACAGCCUAAAUCUGAAGUUGGGGAUACCAGCCUCUAA